Messenger RNA from Xyrauchen texanus (razorback sucker), 6123 nucleotides. Its product is annotated as CLIP-associating protein 2-like. Gene Ontology annotation, molecular function: microtubule binding. The transcript is spliced from 42 exons. Gene Ontology annotation, biological process: mitotic spindle assembly. The coding region runs from base 645 to 5267 and encodes 1540 amino acids. NCBI's taxonomy places the organism in Eukaryota, Metazoa, Chordata, Actinopteri, Cypriniformes, Catostomidae. The record is from RefSeq and is a predicted model, not a curated record. Gene Ontology annotation, cellular component: mitotic spindle; spindle microtubule; cytoplasmic microtubule.
AAUCACUCUUGGUCGGGAUCGUUGCUAUUCAACACCGGCAGUUUAGCAGCUGUGUUCUACGGAAGAGUCCUGCUCUUUGAACGACAACUGUCACACUUAGGGUUUGUUGGGGGGGGUUAAGUGUAAUCUAAAGCUGUGAGAGCAGCGUUGCUUUUAGCGCGCUUUCCAGCUCUGGCGUGAAGCGGGCUUUUCUGAAAUGAAGGCCAGGCGUGAAGAGAGCCCCGGCGGCAGGCCACAGGAUACUCGACCAUAAGACUUAAAGCUAGCACUGUUAGCCGAGGCUGCCUGCUGCUCUCGGUCGGAUACAUUUCCACUGGUUUUUUUUUACGCGAACCGUCGUGAAUCGCUGGUACUCCCCUUUGUGUCUCUGGCCACUCACAUUUCUCAAUUUUUUGUUAGGUAAUAACUAACAUAUUUUCGUCUCUGGGAAACUUUCACAAAGUUGGUUGUUUUCCGUUACUACAUCGUUAAUGUACUGAUGUCAUUCUUGAACGUCUUGUGAAUUUCAAAGAUCAGAAACUCGCUCAGAAUUGGACUUCCUCUGUGCACGCUUCAGUUUUCUGUGUUGUUUACGCGAAGCUGACAGUCAUUCAGCGGCUAUUAUUGUUUCUCUGCAACUGAAAGAUUAACCACAAAGCGCCCCGAUGGAGGACAAUGACAACAUGGAAUAUUUUUACCAGCAAGUUUCGCAGAAGGACGUGACCCGAAGGCUGCAGGUCGGCCCGGAUCUCAUAGACUACCUGAGUGAUCCCCAAAGAUCAUGGGACGUGGAACAGGACAAACCGCGCCUGGACAAAACCAUAGACGAGCUGACUGGAUGGGUCAAUUCAAGCAAUUACAAGGUUGCAUUGAUGGGUAUCGAUAUCGUCAGCGCAUUUGUGGAUCGAAUGACUGAUCGCUUCAGGGGUUAUUUUGGCACAGUGGUGCCUGUGUUAGUUGAUCGUUUGGGUGAUGCAAAAGACCAGGUUCGAGAACAGACACAAGCACUCAUUCUGAAGCUGAUGGAUCAGGCAGCAACGCCCAUGUAUGUUUGGGAGAGGCUGUUUACCGGCUUCAAACACAAAAACUUCCGCAGUAGAGAGGGUCUCUGCCUGUGCUUGGUUGCCACACUCAAUGCGUACGGUGCUCAGCCUUUGAGUUUGAGUAAAUUUGUUCCAAAUCUUUGUUCACUAACAGGAGACCAAAACCCCCAGGUGCGGGAGGCAGCUAUAACAACAUUAGUGGAGGUGUAUCGACAUGUAGGAGAGAAAGUGAGAGCAGACCUCAGCAAGAGAGAUUUACCAACUGCACGGUUACAGACUAUUCUGAGUCGUUUUGACGAAGUGUUAAAUUCGGGGAACAUGGCUCUUAGCCUGAGUCAGGAUCGUAGUUUUGACGAUGAUGACUCUGUGGAUGGAAGCAGGCCGUCAUCGGCUCAGGCUGCCUUUAAAGUACCUAAAGUCCCCAAGAAACCUGGAGAUUCUGCUAGCAGUUCCAGAAGACCCAGUGCCACUGGAGCCAGCAAAACAGUUGUCUCUAAAGAGGGGGCAGGAGCUGUGGAUGAGGAGGAUUUUAUUAAAGCAUUCACAGAUGUCCCCACUGUUCAGAUCUACUCCACACGGGACCUGGAGGAUAACCUGAACAAGAUCCGUGAGGUUCUGUCUGAUGAUAAACAUGACUGGGAUCAUAGAGUUAACGCGCUGAAGAAAAUCCGAUCUCUGUUGGUUGCCGGGGCUACAGACUAUGAUUGUUUCUAUCAGCACCUGCGCCUGUUGGACGGCGCAUUUAAGCUGUCAGCAAAAGACCUGCGUUCUCAGGUGGUGCGGGAGGCUUGCAUCACAGUGGCGCAUCUCUCCACAAUAUUGGGGAAUAAGUUUGAUCACGGAGCAGAGGCUAUUGUCCCAGUGCUCUUCAAUCUCAUCCCAAACUGUGCCAAAGUUAUGGCCACAUCUGGAACCGCAGCCAUUCGAAUCAUUAUACGGCACACUCACGUCCCACGAUUGAUUCCACUCAUCACUGGUAACUGCACAUCAAAGGCUGUGGCCGUACGGAGGCGCUGUUAUGUAUUUUUAGAUCUUCUGCUGCAGGAGUGGCAGACUCACUCUCUGGAGAGGCAUGUGGCUGUGUUGGUGGAGAGUAUUAAGAAGGGAAUCAGAGAUGCUGACUCAGAGGCUCGAGUGGAGGCCCGGAAGGCAUACUGGGGGUUGCAGGCUCAUUUCCCUGGGGAGGCGGAGUCUCUGUAUAACUCAUUAGAAUCUUCCUAUCAGAAGACACUACAGUCGUAUUUGAAGAGCUCAGGCAGUGUAGCAUCUCUUCCGCAGUCUGAUCGCUCGUCCUCUAGCUCCCAGGAAAGCCUGAAUCGGCCGCUGUCAAAGUGGUCUGCUGCUCCAGGCAGAGUGCCUGCAAGCUCAAAGUCAUCAGGAUCUCCAGGCUCUUUGCAGCGUUCCCGCAGUGAUGUGGAUGUUAACGCAGCCACUGGUGCUAAAGCCAGACACGGUGGACAGGCUGGAGGGGCGGGGCGAGUCGCGACAGCCCUGCCCCCUGGAUCAUACGCAUCUCUCGAUGAUGCCUCUGAAAAAGAUGGGCGACUACGGACUAAGCAGACUUUAUCAACGGCAUCUAGUGUGGGCAGCAGUCAGGUCGACUCGAGAGGGCGGAACCGGUCAAAGAUGGCAUCCCAGUCACAACGUUCUGACGAUUCUGAUUGCACGCCAGGAUCACUGUCUGCUACCCCUGUUGAUGCGGGUUCUCGCUCUGGUUCCCCGGGCCGGGUGUUAGCCAGCACAGCUCUGAGCACACUCAGUACAGGAGCACAGCGUGUCAGCGCAGCUCCGGGCUCUCACCGUCGCAGCCGGAUCCCACGCAGUCAGGGCUGCAGUCGAGACUCCAGCCCCACACGUCUGUCUGUCGCUCCAUCAAACAUCAGCCACAUCUACAAUGGAUCCAAAGGAGCGAGGGGUAGUCGUAUACCACGGCCUAGUGUGAGUCAGGGCUGCAGUCGUGAGGCCAGCCGAGAGAGCAGCAGAGACACCAGCCCUGUGCGCUCCUUCACGCCGCUUGCAUCCCGGCAUUAUUCACGCUCAACUGGUGCUCUUCAUGCCCCAGAUACCUUCGGGGCAACAGGUUCUGGGUUGGGUUUGUCUCAGUCCAAUCGUCUCUCAUCCUCAGUAAGUGCUAUGAGAGUGCUGAACACAGGAUCAGAUGUGGAGGAAGCCCUGGCAGAUGCUCUGCUAUUAGGAGAUAUGCGAGGCAAGCAGAAGAAACCAGCCCGGCGGCGGUAUGACACCUGUGGUAUGUACUCCGAUGAUGACGCAAACUCUGACGCAUCCAGCGCAUGCUCUGAACGUUCGUACAGCUCCCGGAAUGGCAGUAUUCCUACUUAUAUGCGACAGACAGAAGAUGUGGCCGAAGUUCUCAAUCGCUGUGCCUCUGCCAACUGGUCUGAAAGAAAAGAGGGAUUGAUGGGAUUGCAGGCUUUGCUGAAGAACCAACGCAUUCUCAGCCGAGUUGAACUGAAGAGGCUGUGUGAAAUUUUCACCAGGAUGUUUGCAGACCCACACAGCAAGGUUUUCAGCAUGUUUCUGGAGACACUUGUGGACUUCAUUGUGGUUCAUAAAGAAGAUCUGCAGGACUGGCUCUUUGUGCUACUCACACAACUGCUGAAGAAAAUGGGAGCAGAUCUGCUUGGCUCAGUACAAGCCAAAGUACAGAAAGCGCUAGACAUCACAAGAGAGUCUUUCCCUAAUGAUCUACAGUUCACCAUCCUAAUGAGGUUCACAGUUGACCAAACACAGACACCCAACCUAAAGGUAAAGGUGGCCAUUUUGAAGUACAUAGAAACACUGACACUACAAAUGGAGCCGCAGGAUUUUGUCAACUCAAGUGAAACCAGACUGGCAGUGUCGCGUAUUAUUACAUGGACCACUGAACCCAAGAGCUCAGAUGUCAGAAAGGCAGCACAGUCAGUAUUGAUUUCAUUGUUCCAACUGAACACACCAGAAUUCACAAUGCUUCUAGCAGCAUUACCAAAAACCUUUCAAGAUGGAGCCACCAAAUUAUUGCAGAACCACCUGCGGAACACAGGCAACACAGCCCAGGCUACGAUGGGAAGCCCUCUCACCCGACACACCCCAAGAUCACCAGCCGGUUGGUCAAGUCCCUUAACCUCCCCUACAAACACAUUACAGAACCCACCUUCACCAAGUGCAUUUGAUUACGAUACAGAGAACAUGAACUCUGAGGAGAUCUACAGUUCUCUGAGAGGAGUCAGCCAGGCCAUCCAGAACUUAAGUGUCCGCAGCCAAGAGGACAUGACUGAACCUAUGCGAAAAAGAGAAGGGGACGGAGAAGAUGGAGGUGUUGAAACUACAGACUCUGGUCGGACAGCGCUGGAUAACAAGACCUCUCUUCUAAAUACUAUGCCGCUCCUCUCCUCAAGUCCCCGCCCAACACGGGAAUACCAGCCAGUCAGCUACUCUGACUCCUUCACCUCCUCCCCUUUUAGUAAAAGCCUUAAAGAUGUAGACCAAGAUUCAGAGUCCCUCACAGAUGACAGCGGUGUGGACCAGUCUGAGGUGAUUUCUGAGCUUCUAAAGGAGCUCUCGAAUCACAGUGAGCGAGUGGAAGAGAGGAAGGCUGCGUUGUGUGAGCUAAUGAGGCUGAUCAGAGAAACACAACUACAUGUUUGGGAUGAGCACUUCAAAACCAUCCUCCUGCUGCUCCUGGAGACACUAGGGGAUGGAGAGCAUGUCAUCCGGGCAUUAGCACUGCGAGUGUUAAAAGAGAUCCUUAACAGGCAACCGUGGCGCUUUAAAAACUAUGCUGAACUCACUGUUAUGAAGACCCUGGAAGCACAUAAAGACCCACACAAAGAGGUGGUGCGGGCUGCAGAAGAGGCAGCAUCUAUGUUGGCCACCUCAAUAAGUCCCGAUCAGUGUAUUAAAGUGUUGUGCCCCAUCAUCCAGUCAGCCGACUACCCCAUUAACCUGGCUGCCAUCAAGAUGCUCACAAAAGUCAUCGACCGUCUUCCCAAAGAGGGUCUGCUUCAGAUGCUCCCUGAGAUAGUCCCUGGGCUCAUUCAGGGUUAUGAUGACUCUGAGAGCAGUGUACGAAAGGCUUGUGUAUUUUGCCUGGUGGCCAUCUAUGCUGUCAUUGGAGAGGAUCUUAAACCUCAUCUUAGCCAGCUUUCUGGCAGCAAGCUGAAACUGUUGAAUUUGUACAUAAAGCGAGCUCAGAGCGGCUCCAGUGGAAGUGACCAGUCUUCAGAUGUUGGAGGGCAGGGCCUGUAGCUCUGCCAUUGUGAUUCAGAACUACAGCUCUCUCUUAGAGCAGGGGGACCCUAGCUGGCUUUUUAACUCUCAUGCAUACAGAAACAAACUCACACACGCUUGCCUACAAAUACACGAAGCCGCAUGCACCUACACAGCUGGACACUCUCCACUGGCUCCACACUACCUUCCAGACAAAAGAGCAUCAGGAGACAACGGUGAUAUUUAUGAACAACUCUGCACACAGGCAACAGGAAGAGGGGGAUGUUGUGGGUUUCAUUUGGCAAUGUGCAGAUAAUUUCUUUUUUAGCAAAGAGCCUUUGAAAAUGCUGAUUUUUAAGAUGAUGUUUCAGAACUCAUUGAUCUGAGCAACAUGUCAUAAACUUUCCCAAUUGCUCACUAUUAAUUAUUAAUGGUCAUAUCAGUUCAUAACAUUGAGCAGUUAGUCCAGCUUGCUCUUAUAAGGCAUACUUUGCUUGGCUAUAUGCAUGUCAUGAAUAAACCUUUUUAUCUGGUUGUGUCCAUGGCUUGAUGGGCCAUGCUUCAGUCGUCACGCACACAAGAAUCUCCAGCGAAGCCAGAUGUGAUACCACAACACAGGCAGUAUGUAUCUAUAUAUAACAUUACAUAACAAAGGAAUAUUCGAGAAGAUCUUGUGCUGUCCUUGAGGGUGCGUGAAUUCUUUAAGUAGCAUAGUGUCAUUCUUCUCUGAUGGGAAAUUUGUAGAAAUGUAUUUACGCAUCUAAAUGCCGCAACUGUCUUGUCACUUCUUUCCUAUAGUGUCAGUCUUUCUCCCCUGUGAGGAGGUGCGCUUUCUUCCCGAUGUAUUUCUAGAACUGUGCUAACAAUGAAAUUAAAAUAAAGACAAGUGUACAGU